CACUUAUGCGUUGUUUAAGGUUAUCUCAACAGUGAAUACAACAGGUGUAUAGAUCAAGGUUUAUAAGUGCGCAGACAGAAAGAAGAGCAGGUCCAAUGUCGGUACAUAAGUGGGCAAUAGGCCUUUAUAGAUCGACCUCAGUGCUGCGCAACACUAUGAAAACCAAUAGGUAUUUUCCUAUACACAGUGCGCAUUGCACAGAAUUCAAUUUCGUUCUCUUUCUGUCAGACUCUAUUCUCGAUUAGGAAACACCAACCAAUGAGCAGGAUGAAUGCGUCCGUUCUUUGCCUUUUUCUCGUGAUUGCUGGAGGGACCACACUUGUAUCGGCAACAGCGCCUGCCUCCACAAAAAACACGGCAAAAGUGACCGUUCCUACCACUGCUCAAAGCGGCACCACAGUACCGAAUACAACACAUAGUCUUCCCACCACCGCACCGAAGACGACCCAUAGUCAGCCAACUGCUGCAGCAAAGACGACCCAUAGUCGGCCAACUACUGUACCAAAGACAACCCAUAGUCACCCCACUACUGUAACAAAGACGACCCAUAGUCACCCCACUACAGCACCAAACACGACCCAUAGUCAGCCAACUACUGCACCGAAGACGACCCAUAGUCGCCCCACCACUGCACCAAAGACGACCCAAAGCCACCCCACUACUGUUCCUACAACAACUCCUCAUGUGCCGGAGACAACUGCUCACCACACGCCCGGAAAUGCUACCACGUCCUCGACCCAUACCACUGCUGCGGCUGGUAAUACCACAUCGAAUGCAACCGGUUCGACUGUUGGUACCACUACACCGGCGUCUACAAAUCCAACCGUUCCUCGACCAGAAUAUGUCAUACCCAGUUACCAGUGUAAGAAUGGCAGCAAGGUCUGCAUGUUGUUAGUCUUUAACGCAACACUGAAAAUAAAAUAUGACACUACCAACGGCAAGUCCGGCGAGGCCACACUUCCCAUUGGCGGAAAAAUCAACGGGAAGGAAGCCGAGUGGAACACGACAUCGUCCUGCGAGGACGUAGUGCCGAGGAUCUUCAGGGUUCGCGCACAGUAUCCGGUACCAGACUCCAACGCGAUUGGUAUUGUGUCAAUGGACUUCCAGUUUGGUAUAUUUGGAACGCCGCCCUACAGUUUGGUGACGCUUAUUAUGGGCGACUGGACGUACACCGAGCCGUUUUUCCCGCGUGACAGUGUGAACUACGGAAAACGUGCAUUUGGAGCUGUCCAGGUGGAAAUGGGCACAAUGGGGAAGACGUUUGGGUGCCAGACGCUGAAUCUAACUCAGGGACCUCUGACGAUCAUUCUGGAUCACGUGAUGUUGCAGCCAUUUGCGGACUUUGCUAAUGGCACAUUUGGUGACGUGGAAGAGUGCAAGACAAACCCGACGACCAUGGAGCCGACCACGGCCACGGCGUCCCCUCAUCCCCCCUCCAAGCCCAGCCCCAGCAACGGGGGCAUGAUCGCCGGCAUAGUCAUUGGUGUGUUGGCCUUUGUCGUCCUCAUCAUUGGAAUCGCCGUGUUCGUGGUCAGGAAGCGGAGGAUGAAGGAAGCAGCCUACGGCCACCUGGACGAAGAACACAAGGAUUACGUUCACUAGAUUGCUUUUUUGUGAAGAGAGGAAAUCUAAAUGAUGAUUAGCAAAACAGCUCCUGAAAUUCGAUCAUUAAUUCGAGUUUUCACUUAUUAUUACUCAUAAUUAGUAAUACAAUUCAUAAAUUCAUUCAGGAAGCGGAGGAUGAAGGAGGUGGCCUACGGCAACCUGGAAGAUUAGCAAAACAUCUCCUGAAAUUUGAUCAUAGAUUCAGGCAUUAACCUUUUACUAUACUUAAUAAAUGAAUAAUAAUAGGCCCUACAUGUAUUCACAAAGAGAGCUACAUUUAACCAAUUCGCAUUGUCCCCAUGGGCCUUAUUCACGAGUCGGCCAUAUUGGAUUGAGAGUGAGAUAAAAUCUGGAAUUUUGGAA
Patiria miniata (bat star) is the source of this 1968-nucleotide messenger RNA. Its product is annotated as lysosome-associated membrane glycoprotein 3-like. The transcript is spliced from 6 exons. The record is from RefSeq and is a predicted model, not a curated record. Bases 259 to 1602 code for a protein of 447 amino acids. NCBI's taxonomy places the organism in Eukaryota, Metazoa, Echinodermata, Asteroidea, Valvatida, Asterinidae. Gene Ontology annotation, cellular component: membrane.